AUGAACGAGACAAAACAUUUGACAAAAGUGAAUUUGGCUCUUAUUGGGUUUGGUAGAGCUGGUCAGUUCCACUUUAGAAAUAUAUUUGCAGACUAUCGUGUCCAGCUUAGUUGGAUUGUGGAAGAAGAUGUGGUUCGAGCCAAUCAAGUUGUGCAAAAUUAUUCUCUCACAUCAACAACUGUUAUUAAAAGCAAGGAGAUUGAUCAAGUGUGGCGGGAUGACAGUGUCAACGCAGUGAUAAUCUGCACACCGACUUGGACACAUGAAUCGUUAGUCAGAGCCGCCUUGAAAGCAGGUAAACAUGUGUUGUGCGAGAAACCAAUCAGUCCAUCCAUAGAUAGCAUUAAAAGUCUGUUUGCCGAGGCCAGGUCUCACGAUAGAGUUUUGUUUUGUGCAUUUAACAGGAGAUUUGAUCCAGGAGUAAGUUCCUUGAAAUCAAGGAUCAGAAAUGGAGAGAUUGGACAAAUACAACAUGUUAAGACAAUAAGUCGUGACUUUCCACCUCCAUCUUUGUCAUACUUGAAAACAUCAGGUGGUAUAUUUCAUGACUGCGCCAUUCAUGACAUUGACUUGACGAGUUGGCUCGCAGGCGAGGCACCUUGUAUGGUAUAUGCGCAGGGACAUGCAUUUAAUAAAAGUAUUCAUGAGAUAGGGGAUCUGGACACUCUCUCUAUUGUAUUGAAGUUUCCGUCUGGUAUCCUUGGGACUAUUGAUGUCAGUCGAUAUGCGGCCUAUGGGUAUGAUCAACGAACGGAGGUUUUGGGAAGUGAAGGCAUGAUACAGAACAACAACUGUAGACCUUGUGAACUGGCCAUUCAUAAAGGAGGUUCAGGGAAGAUGGAAAAUCCUAUUUAUCAAAGUUGCCCAGAAAGAUAUAAUGACAGCUAUAAACAUGAAUUGAAUCAUUUCAUAGAUGUUGUAAAAGGAGAGAAGAAUAAAUGUGAAGUGACAGCUGAAGAGAGCAUCAUGGCGUCUGUGGUAGCAGAAGCAUGUAACAAGUCAUACAAACUAGGGAGACCAGUGAACAUAGUUAAUGGUGAAAUAAUAACAUCGACAAUGACUGCAUUGAAUGGGAAAGAAGAAUAAAUGUGAAGUUACAGGUGGAGGACAGUGAACAUAGUUUAUGGUGAAAUAAUAAAACCAACAAUGACUUAAUUGUAGAAUACUUUAUUUUCGCUUGGAAUUAAUUUUCGGUGAAGGAAUAAUUCAUUGAAAAUAAAAUCCAGCUAAUAUACCUGUUUUCCUAUAUUUAACAUUUGUAAAAAACCAGUGAAAAUAAAUUCCAUACAAAACACCCAAAAAGUCUUUUCAGCCUAAAUUUAUUCCAGCUAAAAUAAAGUAUUUUACAGUAUUGGGCCUUCUGAAUUUGAUCUCAGGAUUUUGUUGUACAAGAUUUAUCAUUAUUUAUGCUCAUAGGGGUGAGAGUGAGAGGUUAUACAAUGUUGGUCACAG
Saccoglossus kowalevskii is the source of this 1452-nucleotide messenger RNA. RefSeq lists its product as uncharacterized. Gene Ontology annotation, biological process: NADPH regeneration. The record is from RefSeq and is a predicted model, not a curated record. Lineage: Eukaryota; Metazoa; Hemichordata; Enteropneusta; Harrimaniidae. Gene Ontology annotation, molecular function: oxidoreductase activity; nucleotide binding. Gene Ontology annotation, cellular component: cytoplasm.